Messenger RNA from Cylas formicarius (sweet potato weevil), 2233 nucleotides. Its product is annotated as chitinase-3-like protein 2. NCBI's taxonomy places the organism in Eukaryota, Metazoa, Arthropoda, Insecta, Coleoptera, Brentidae. The transcript has 5 exons. Bases 314 to 1717 code for a protein of 467 amino acids. Gene Ontology annotation, molecular function: chitinase activity; chitin binding. Gene Ontology annotation, cellular component: extracellular region. The record is from RefSeq and is a predicted model, not a curated record. Gene Ontology annotation, biological process: chitin catabolic process; carbohydrate metabolic process.
AAUCUCUGUCAAAACCUAACCAACCAAAUCUAACCUCUAUUAUCUGAGGUGUCAAACGAUAUCGCAAAUAUUCUGCGCAAAAAAAACAAACGAUAAAAAAGAGGCGUGUGUCUAUAAAAAAAGUGCAAACGCCAGGAAUAUUUGUAAACAUAUUUAUUUUACGAGGAUGAUGUAUCAAAAUUCAAUUGUGCGAUUGACCCUACGGCGAUGUCGCGGCCGAUACUAAAAAAAAAUAACUCGCAAGAAGUUUUCCAGAAUGAUCGGCAUUUUUUCGAGGAUCGAUUUUUAAGCAGAUUCGCGUUGCACUCCCAGAAUGUUUUCGCCCGAACACAACCGUUACAUUUUGCUUCAAAAUCCGACGGAUCACUGGACCCUCGAUAAGAAAGCUCUGUUGGUAGUGGGAUGUCUUAUCCUCCCCAUUACCAUGUUCUGCGCGACAUAUAUGAUCCUGUUUGGUAUUUACGAAAAGCUGCUAUACCCAAAACAGAGCUUGAGCAGCUUCAGUUCUUCAAUCGUUUUAGAGAAAGACCUCCAUAGGGCGUCAGUUUAUGGCGGCUAUGAACGCAGAAAUAAUUACACCGAAAUUCAAAGAACUCCCCACCAAGCUCUCGAUGUGUCAAUCUUUAGAUUGGUAUGCUACUACAACUUUCCAAGUAAUGCGCAGUCCUUGCAAGUUAACGACAUUGAUCCCAAUCUCUGCACCCAUCUAAAUCUCGCCUUUGGCAGUGUAAUAAAUAACAGUAUUUACCUGUCUGAUGCUGAUUUACCUUAUGUAAGACAGGCCGUGAAAUUAAAGGCUGUCAAUAAAAACUUGAAAGUGUUGAUAUCUAUUGGCGGGGCCUAUAACGACCGAGGUUUUCCCGAAAUGGUACUAAAUCAUACGAACAGAAAAACGUUUAUAAAGUCCGUGAUCGGGUUUGCGAAAACAUACGGUAUCGAUGGCGUGGAUCUUGAUUGGGAGUUUCCCGGAGAGGAGCCAGUCGCGGACAAACAUCAGCGCCAACACUUUACUCAGCUACUACACGAGCUUCGCAGGGCGGUUGCGCGACACACGAACAUGGCGCUGCUGAUUACGCUGGCAGUUGCUGCUCCCGUGCAGAUUGUGGACACCUCCUACGACGUUUCUUACGUCAACGAUUAUGUGGACUACAUCAACCUGAUGUCUUACGACUACCACCACUACACCAGGCUAACCCCAUUCACGGGGAUCAAUUCGCCCCUCUAUGCGUCCUCCUUGGAAAAGUAUUACCUGGCUACAAUGAACAUAAACUAUUCAAGUCACUAUUGGAACUCUUUGGGAAUGGACAAGAGCAAAAUAGUGAUCGGUUUGCCGACGUACGGUCACACUUUCCGUCUAAUGAAUCCUAGAAACGAGGGACCGUAUGCACCAGCCUCAGGUGUCGGCAAACUCGGUACCUUGGGGUUCGCAAGUUACCCCCAGGUUUGCAGUUUCCUACUGAGCAACCGCAUCACGCCCGUAUUCGACAUGGAAACUUUGAGCCCCUACGCGUCCAAGUACUACGAGUGGGUAUCGUUCGACGAUGAGCAAAGUUUAACUUACAAGGCGGAGUUCGUGAGAAACAAUAACUUUGGAGGCGCCAUGAUUUACUGUUUAAAUAUGGACGAUUUCAAGGGCGCGUGCAAAAUGGGAUCCGGGCGCAAGUUUCCGCUCGUUUCGGCUGUCAGACAAGCGCUGGAUGGCCAAGCGGGUGCUUAAACUUACGGUUACUGUUAAAAAGUUGGGUUAUGUUACCCGAAUAUUGUUAGGACCACUUAAAAUUUAAUCCCUCCGCAGGCAGCUGACUUUUACUUAAGCGACCGACGCCAAAGCUUAGUACGAAAUGACGAUUUGUUGUACCAAAAAUGACUGUGAUAAAGAUAUUAAGUGUUUAAGGUUAGGGUUACCAGUGUUUAAUACCAAUUAUUUACCAGGCUAUUGUGCACAAAUUCAAAAAUCACUACAGUUUCUCCACGAAUUUUGUUUUAUUCCAUAUUCCAACCCUCAAAUUUUCUUCGGCCUUAUGUCAACCAAACCAACAUAGACAAUUUCUGAGGAAUACUCUAGUAUGCAACGCACGUGACAGAUUAAAGUCUACGUCAAAUAAUCGUUAAUUACGGGAAAACAAUCGAUUUAAAGUGAACCUUCAAGCUUUAUUCCGCACAAGAACAAGCACUUACACGAAAACUAACCACAUCGAAAGUAGCAAAUAAAGAAUGCAUUUUACGCCGUCUA